Pomacea canaliculata is the source of this 1198-nucleotide messenger RNA. RefSeq lists its product as uncharacterized. The record is from RefSeq and is a predicted model, not a curated record. The transcript has 2 exons. Lineage: Eukaryota; Metazoa; Mollusca; Gastropoda; Architaenioglossa; Ampullariidae. The coding region runs from base 253 to 765 and encodes 170 amino acids.
UACUUGUUACACCGUGAAGCUGUCCACAGUGACCACAGGUGAUUGUCAAGAGGCGCAGCUGUCGAAAAUGACCUUUACGUUUUUACUGGUGAUGAGGUGGAGCUGUCAGCUGCUUGAGCACUGAUACAGUCCUGUCGAAAAGCACUACAAAUAGUGUUCACGCUUACUGCUGAUCCCAACAAUUGGCGAGAAGUUCAGCGUCACCCUCAGAGUGAGGAUUCAACCUCGACAAAACUGACAUCAGCGACAGCUAUGGAGUUGGGAAUGUUUGACACCCACCGUGAGGCGCGGUUCGAGUCUAUGAGGAAAGAGUGGCGCAGCGCGAGGGUACUGCGUCGACACGAGGACCUCCGCAAGCAGUGCGAACGGGAGGUGAGGGGUUACGACAACGCUAAGCGGGUACUGGAGGUCGAGUCCCGGCGGGCACAGCGGCGCUACCAGGAGCGUCUGAAGGACUUGCACCACCACUGCCCGUCCAGAAGCAUCCAGCAGGAUACGGGUGGUGUUCGCACCCUCGCUACACCCUCAGGGCCUGUUUCUUCCAGAGAAAUGAAGGGCAACACUUGCUGGUGUCAGGGCCCGCUGCCCGAGUCAUCAACAGCGGAGGAUCCACCAAAGGUGGCAGGCCACCGCUUCCUCUUCCGCGUGCUGAGGCGAAACGGGAAACUGGUGUACAUCCGAGACGAGAUGGAGGCCCUAGGAACGCACUCCUUCAAGAACUGUGGGGACAGCACGCGGCGGUUCGCGUUCCAGCACGAUCCAUGACAUCGCUUAGCGCAGCUUGCGAGGACUAUUUUAGCAAUUUUGGAAAACAAACUUUUUGAACCAAAGGGUUUACUUUCAGGAAAGUUUAAAAAAAAAAUUUCCACUUUACUUACAGAGUCAGUAUCGUACAAAAUUAUCUGAAAUCUUGAUCUUUGUAAUCUGAUGUUGAGAACACCUCUAUGGUGAGAUGUAUAAUUUUUUUAAAACCGAUUUCGACAAGCCUUGGUGGAAGUUUAUCCUAAUUCCAUACUAGACUCAGAUUUUUUUCUGUCUGUAUAAAUGUGAAAUAUUUAUACAAGCAUUAGGAACAGUUUGUAAUAUCUUAAGAUUAUGAGACUGAACAUGUAGUAAGCAGAAAUAUAAGUUGAAGAACAUUGAGGACAUAGUUACAAAAAUACAACCCCCUCACCACACAAAUACACUCGCAUGCAUG